UUUGGAUUAUAGAGUUAGGUUAGGUUCAGAAAUUUAAAAUUUUAAAGUUGUUUUUUUAGAUAUUGGUAUUAAAGGAAUAUACAGUUCGUGUCUUGAAGGAAAGAUUUAAAAAUUCGUCUCAAACAUGAGCGAAGAAAGUUUCAAUAUAGAUUGUUCAGAUGAUGAAUUAAGAGAAGUUCAGACUUCUUGGGAACCUUCACCUGAGAAAAUCGAAAAACUAUAUAAUAUUAUAGAAAGAGGAGAAAUUCCCGAAUUGCAGUGGAAAAGUCCUGGUUAUCGUAUGCCCACUCCAGAAAGAAAAGAACAAAACGAAGAAAACAAAACAGUAGAGAUUGAGAACAAGUCAGAUUUUGACUUUAUGGAUGAGAUGGGAACGCCAAAAUUAAAGAUUCGUAACAAAGGAGAGGAAACACUGAAGGGAAGUGCUAAAAAGAAGACCACUUCCCUUGAUGGAGUUUUGAGUAACAUGAGAAGGCAUAAUUUAUUACCUGCCAAGAAUAGCUGAUUAGAACACCCAUAUUUUAACAUGAAUGAUUAAUUUUCAUGACGAGUUCUCAACUUUCAAAAUAGUUCAUAUUGUACUGUGAUUUAUGAAAUUUUUUAGAUCAUCUAGGAUCUAUUGUGUUUAUGGGCAAGAAAAAAUUCUAUACUUGAGUACGUUUCUAUCAAGACAUAAAUAAAAGGUUAACUUAUCAAGUUUCAUA
Messenger RNA from Coccinella septempunctata (seven-spotted ladybird), 704 nucleotides. RefSeq names its product PAXIP1-associated glutamate-rich protein 1 (gene Pa1). Lineage: Eukaryota; Metazoa; Arthropoda; Insecta; Coleoptera; Coccinellidae. The transcript is spliced from 3 exons. The coding region runs from base 125 to 505 and encodes 126 amino acids. The record is from RefSeq and is a predicted model, not a curated record.